AUGACAAUCGCUAUGACAACUACACAAAUAUUGAGGGGAUUUUCACAAAUUACGUACAUGCAAUACAAAAGCCUACCACCUGAAAUACAGGAUGAAUAUCUUGAUUGGGCUCAAGAACAAUGGGAAAAACAAUGGGCUCAACUUCAAUUCGAGCGUCAAGGCGGUGUUAGCGGAAUUGCCAAGAAAAAAGCUGAACAGGAAGUUCAAUGGCUUGAACGUGUUACUACUUGGUCAUAUUUACAUGCCUAUAUUCCUCGAAAUAGAUGUCGUAAGAGUUCGAGAGUUUAUUAUUCAAUGUAUAAUUCUGUAUCUUUGUGA
Molecule: messenger RNA, 318 nt
Organism: Zygosaccharomyces rouxii
Lineage: Eukaryota; Fungi; Ascomycota; Saccharomycetes; Saccharomycetales; Saccharomycetaceae
Exons: 1
Coding region: 1-318 (105 amino acids)
Source: RefSeq, a predicted model, not a curated record